Messenger RNA from Passer domesticus (house sparrow), 11263 nucleotides. It is a transcript of the gene NSUN3, whose product is annotated as NOP2/Sun RNA methyltransferase 3. The transcript is spliced from 7 exons. Gene Ontology annotation, cellular component: mitochondrial large ribosomal subunit. The record is from RefSeq and is a predicted model, not a curated record. NCBI's taxonomy places the organism in Eukaryota, Metazoa, Chordata, Aves, Passeriformes, Passeridae. Bases 69 to 1154 code for a protein of 361 amino acids. Gene Ontology annotation, molecular function: RNA methyltransferase activity. Gene Ontology annotation, biological process: rRNA methylation.
AGAGCUCUGACUCCCGGCAGAGGGACCAGCGCGGGGGCCGGGCCGCCCCGCCCCGGGCAGCUCGGGCCAUGCGGGGCCCGGCGCUGCCGCUCGCCCGCCGUGCCGGGGCCGCGCUGGGGCUGGGCCGGGCGGCCGGGCGGGACCCGGAGCAGCUGGAAAAGAAGCCCAAAGGGAAGCUCCAGAAGCAGAUCUGCCAGGUGGUUCUGGACCACUUCGAGAAGCAGUACACGGCAGAGCUGGGACAUGCAUGGAGCACUGUCAGAGAUGUGCUGACCUCGCCGUGGUGCUGGCAGCAUGCUGUGCUGCUGAACAGGUUCAGCCACAGCCCCAGCCUGGAGAGCAGCCUGGCUGAGCAGGGAUACAAUCCUGCCUUCCCAGCAGCCCUGCCCUACCUCCCAGCAGCCUUCAGGUGUUACACCAGGACAGCUCCUGGCAGAUUCCCUGCACAGAAACACCAGCCUGGCAGGCUGAAGGACUAUUACCUGCUCAACGCUGCCUCGCUGCUGCCCGUGCUGGCCUUGGAGGUGAAGGAUGGGGAAGAUGUUCUGGAUCUCUGUGCUGCACCUGGGGGCAAAUCUGUAGCUAUCCUGCAGUGUGCCUGUCCAGGUAAUUUUCACUGCAAUGAAUAUGAUGAUUUGAGGUCAAGAUGGUUGGAGCAGACAAUAGAAUCCUUCAUCCCAGAUCCUUUCAUUAACUUGAUAACAGUCUCUAAACUGGAUGGUAGACAGAUUGGAGAUCUUCAGCCUGAAUUUUAUGACAAGGUCCUGGUUGAUGCUCCUUGUUCAAAUGACAGAAGUUGGCUCUUCUCUGCUGACCCUCAGCAAGCUGUGCUCAGGCUCAUGCAAAGGAAGGAAUUGUCCUCCCUGCAGAUCCAGCUUCUAAGGUCUGCUGUUCAAGCCCUGCGUCCUGGUGGCUCCUUGGUCUAUUCCACGUGCACCCUCUCCAGGGCAGAAAACAGUGAUGUGAUCAAUCUCAUCCUGAACUCCUGCAUGAAUGUGAUGCCUGUGGAUAUAAGUGGGAUGGCCAGAGGUGUUUCCCAGGAAUUCACUUUCCUCAGUGGAAUGCAGCAGCAUGAACUGCUGGUUCUCCCAGAGAAAGGGAGAGCCUGGGGUCCCAUGUAUGUGGCUAAAUUAAAGAAAGUGUCCUCCACCUGAUGCCUGUUGGUUAUGAGCAGUAUAUGAUCAACUAAUAUUGAUUUAAAUACAGUAUGUGUAUGUGAACACAUCCAAGGCAACUGAAUUUAGUGUUUCAGUUCCUGAUCAAAAGGAAGCAAGACAUUUAACUUAUUUUAACUUAAAAUACUGAAUGUGCCUUCCAGCAUGGGCUUGUGAGCCUCUGAGUCCUUAGGAAGUUGGUAUUGUUUUCAAGGUGGUGCUUUUAAAGGGAUUUGGAUUCUAGAAUAGAGGCUUAAUGUGGUAGAGUUUUGCACUGGUUUUGCACUUGGUAAAUAACCAAGUUAUUUGCUAACUUGGUUCUAAUACAGUAUGUUUUUAAAUAAAUGGUUUUCAGUGGUCUGAACUCAUGGAAAUCCUGCAUUCUCUUUAAACACAUCUAGAAAUCUGUGUUUCUGCAAGAACUGAUUUGUAUGGACAGUGUAAUCUUGAAGCACUGGCAGAACAGGUUUCAUGUUUGCUAAGUUGUUUGCUUAAAAACAAAGGUGUCUUUUGUUUACAGAUGAAAAGGUCAGCAGUUAGAUCAACACCAGCUUUUUUUUUAGAUUUAUUAAUAUUAUUCUAUUUUGAGCUUGCAAAAAUAAGAAUUGAAAGACUAAUGGUGCAUAUAUUUCAGCCUGUGCUUGUCUUGAAGCAGAGUGGAACCCUUUCAUCCCCAAGGGUCCUUUCCCAGAUGGAAGGUGAUAAUCACUGGUUUUAAAAACAUUGUUUUAAAGAACCGUGGUAAAAUAGUUGCUCUGUGGAAAUGGGAGUGUGUGACAUUGUACACUAAUUAAUUUCACAGAAUGGUUUGGGUUAGAAGGGACCUUAAAGAUUAUCAAGUUCCAACUUCCUUGCUGUGGAAGGGACACCUUCCACUAGACCAGGUUGCAAAGUCCCAUCCAGCCUUAAAUUAAACACCUUCAGGGAUGGGGCACCCACACCUUCACUGGGCAACCUGUUCCAGUGUCUCAUUGCCCUCACUGUAAAGAAUUUCUUUUUAAUAUCAAAUCUAAAUCUGUCUUCCUUCCUUUGAAAACAUUUAGUGUAUUUUAUGUGUGUAUCACAGAGUUUGCCCUCAGCACACUGCUGUACCUUCUGCUGAGGCAAACAAAUGCAUCUGAGGUUCUGAAACCUCACCCUGUGCUGUGUGAGCUUUCACAGUUAUCCUUUCCCCAGCUUUGGGAUGAAAAAUGUUUGAGGUAGCCUUGCAGUGUUAAAUUGUCAGCAAUGUCUCUAAAAACUUGAGAGGCUGUAAAGUUCAUGCAGUUUGGGUAUGCAGAGGAUACUGUGAAAAGGCCUGACAGCAUCUGUCCCAGGAACAUUAAAUGUAAUAUCCAGAUUUGAAGUCAUGUCAGGCUGCUGGGUGAAAUAACCAUACCUUUGGCAAAACGCUUCCCAUCACUUUCAUUUGCCCUGUGGAAAUUGAAAUGGAAAGGCAAGAAUGUAACCUGCUCAGGGAUGGAAUUGAAAUAUGUGCUUGAAUUGGAUGGUUGAGGAGGACGUGGACUGGGUAAUCACAGGAAGAACAAAGAGACCCUUGAAAGAUGAACUCAGUCUCAGCAGAUGGGCAAAUCGCUGUGAGCUGCUUUAGACCUGAACCCUGCAGCAAGGUGUGCACUGAGUUGUGUCUGCAUAACCCUUUGCUGAUCUCCUGGAGUCCCUUUCCCGUCCCAACCAGUGUAAGAAUGCACUGACAAGAGAAGUAAAAACAAGGCUAAUUAAUAAGUGAUACUUAUUUUUGCUUGUACUUGAUUAGUUUUGGUUUAUGCUCUGUUCCAGAUUGCUGUGGAGUUGUUUCUUUAGUUCUGUUCUAAUCAGUUCUGGCUGGUGACAGGAAUUUGUUGAGCACAUGUGGGGUGAGAAGGGAAAAGCAGAAAGGAUGGAGGUAGGUCUGUAGAGGUGAGGGGCAAAGUUUGCACAUGUUCGCAAGUACUGUCCACUCAAAGGCACUUCUUGAAAAGGCUUCUUGUCCAUUCAAAUAUCUCUUGGAUACUUCUGACUUCUGCUCCCUUCAUUACAAAGCUGCAACAUUUUUCCUUUUUACAUAUAUUUUUUUUUCAGCUAGGUAAUUGUAAUUUAAUUCCUUGCCAUGUCCUUCCUCCUCUUUCCUGAGCAAUGCUGAUGGAGAUGGGGUGCAAAACAAGACAGCCUUUCUAUCAUAGAAGGAAUUGCAGCCCCAACAAGUUGAGGGCAGGAAAGUGACCAAUUUUGUUGGACUGGGGAGUCCCAGAGAAAUCUUCAUGACCUCUAAUGAAACUGCCCACAGUUGUAUGUGUAGCACACACCAGUGCCAGCACCUCAGAGACAGCAGAGAGCUCUGGAGCUCAGCUGCUCUCAUGCUUUUCUGCCAUUCCUUUUCCAACAUCCAAAAAGUCACUUCCCUGUUUCAGGGGGGUUGGCACAAUAACAAAUUGGAAAGCCUUAUCUAAAGGCAAUUUCAGUAUUUACCAAAUUUUAUCCUUUAUGCAGUGGCAUCUGACACAGUUCAAUUAUGGCUUGUCAAAAGCAUUCUCCACUGUGGAGUGGAGUGGAAAAACAGAUUACACAAUGUGUGUGUGCUGAUGCAGCUGACCAGGGGACUAAUGAACUCUUGGCUGUCUCAGUAAGGUGUGUGAAGAGAGGGUUGAAGGAGGGGCAAAAUGAAAAGAUCAGGACUACAGCAGUGGGAGAAAAAUGUGAGAUACUGUGGCUUUUAGCAUGGACGAGCAGCAGUGGCUGCAGCCUGUUCAGGAAAAGCUCUGAAUAGAGAGGAUAUUUUUUCCCUGGGGUGUGGGGGGUGUGUGAGCACAGUUUUGUCAGUAAUAUCUACAAGUCUCUGAUUAUAAAGUGUCAUUUACACCAUUCACCUAUUCUGGUUUUCUUGGUAUUAAAUAAAAGAAAUCUGGGGGAGGCUGGUGGGAGAGCCACAGGUGCCUGUACUGGGCUGGGAGGAUCCCCUCACUUCAUUUAACUGUCUUAGAAGGAGAAUUGAGGACAUCAGUUGUGAAAACUGCAGUGGGAUUGCUUUAAAUUUGCAGGGUCUUUAACUUAGCUAUAAGCAUUUAAAUCAAAUGUGUCUGCCUGCUUCUUGCCAAACAAAUGGCUGUAUUGGUAGAUGUUCCUAUCAGAAAAGUUUAUUUGAUGACUGUGAGAAAAAUUUGAGACUCAGGCCUGGCUGUAGUAGAAUUUGGCUCACUUCUAAGCUGAUGUAACUUUAUGCAGUAUUGGCUAUAAAUGAGAUUCUUUGUUCUGGGAGAAAUUGGAACAGCACAUGCUGGUAGUCUUUUAACUUCCAGGGAAAAGUGAAAUUUGGAGUUCUUUGUUUGCCAAACCUGGCUUAGAGAAGGCAGGGCACACAGUCACUGGUCACAGCUUUUAGAUGUCACCCCACUACAUGAUUCCUGACUGAAGACUGGUGUUUAUCACUUGUCAGAAAAUGUUUUCCUUGUCUGAUCUUCCUGUAUGCAUCCUAUGAUUUGAGGUCAAGGUCUUCUGACUUUGGAAGUUUUUAUUUUCUUAGUAGUUUUACAUAGUUUUCAGCAGGGUCAAGCAUCAUGCACCUUCCACAGCUCCAUCUCAAAAAUGUUUUUUGUGCCACCAAAAUAAAAUGGAUCAAAAAGUCACAGCUGCUCUUGAGAGGGAGAGAUGGAACAUCAACCUGUGUUAGUUUUUUGUACUCCACAGAGGAAUUUCUGCUCCCUACAGCUGUGUCCAAGGGGGUUCUUCCCAUCAAUGUUUUCUGCUGUUUCUCUCUGCGAUUGUCACCAUGGUGUCGUGGUGAUGUGACCCCUCCAUGGGCUCAGAGGAAAAAAGAAAUGGAUAUGCUGCCCUAAACCCUAAACAGGUAAUAAUCCUAUAGUGAGAGGUGCCACAAGUAGAAGUAUUUUUUAAAGAUAAAGGCAUUAGGAGGCAGCAUUUCAUCUGGUCAGUGACAUUCUCACUUUGUUUUUUUCCAAAAUGCUGCUUCCCUGACAUGAGGCUUUCAUCUUCAAGGACCACAAGCAUUUGGCCUGACCUCACCUCUGACCAGGCAAAUCACAUAAAGCAGUCAAAACUGACAAGGGGCUUGCUUGCAUGCAGUGUCAGAGCAGAUCUUGCAGCCAUCCCCAAGAUAUUUGGGUUGAUGUUGCUGUGUCUCAGUCCCCUGAGCUGCUCUGGGGUAAUUCUUGUACAGCAGGUCUGUGUUGGGGAUGGGCCCUGACACGAUUCCUGCUGAUUCUUCCCCUGUCUCCAGUAAAUUCCUUCACUAUAGGGGAGAUCUUUAGAGUCGCAUAUCUUCAGUGAGAAUCUGGGAAUGGCUUUCAAACCACCUUUUGAUGUCAUUUGGCAAAACUUCUGUCUCAGAACAGGUGUUGUUGUAACACCUUAACCUGCUCGAGGUCCCUUGAUCUGAGAGUGCCUCAAAACGUAGCACAUCUUUUAGAUCUAUUUCUUCUUCCUCUUUAAUGUACUGGGUCCUUAUUGAACAUCCUAUGCUAAAAAAUAGAGGAGCCUGGGUGCUCUCUAUCCUAAACAAAACAGGGUGAAGCCCAAAAAUGUGAUGAGGCAGUAGGAGAAGAUGGGAGAGGAGUCCAGGGAUUUCAGCUUUAUUGAGAACCAUCCCACCACUAAUAAAUGAGCAGCUCGUCCUGCCUGCAUUUGGAUGUGAUGGGCCAUGAAAAGCAGGGAAAAAUGUCACUGAUAGAGUUCUUGGAAAGUAUUUUCUAAUUGUCCGAAAGUGGAAUAAAAUGCUAAGAGCAAAUUCAGAGCAAUAUAUUUUUUUUUUAAUUUUUUUUAGGAGGGUGUUUUGCUUUGUUGAUUUACUCUAGGAAAAAAUCUGUCUUUUCUGAAUGUGUGAUUAAGUAGCUGAUGGAAUAAUUCUUUACAGGGAGGAGAACAUGCCAGAACAUUUGAGUGAUGUAAAACAGGGCUGCAGAAAGGAUUAGAAAAGGUACAAGGAGGAGUGAUUUUGUAUUGGUAGUAGACUUAAUAGCACUUUUUUAUCUGUAAUUUUUAUGAUUCUGUGGCUAACCAGGGAAAUGUUUAAUGUUCCUUGUACAGCAAGUGAAGGUAGAAGAAGGCAAAUUGACAUCCCCAGCACUGUUAUAAUUCAUUCCAUUACUUCAACAGGGCUUUUAUAUUGUCACGCCCAUAAAGCGCCAGUGUGCACGCUCAGAGCCAAUCCAUCUUUAUAUACUGCUGCUGAUCCCAUUGAAGGCAGUGGCAAAACUCCCAUCAAUUUUAAUGGCACUGGGAUAUGGCCCAUUUUGUAGAUAUACAAUGGAUAUUUCCUGCACACACCAUUUUUUGUGUGUAACGUGCUCCUCAUCCGAGGUUCAGAGAGUGUUUUAUAAAGUGGUGAAGUCACGACCAUUGAUGUAGUCUCCAGCUGAUGAGAUAAUGUGGUCUGCCUUCAAAACAGGAUUUAAAGGUUGGCAUUUAUUUAUCUACCUAUUUUUUAAUUUAUUAGGGGCACAGGAUGGAGGCAGAAUGUCUCCAUGUGUAGAGUACUGCCUUUGAAAAAUUUGCCCAGAUAAAUUGCAGGAGGUAGCUGUGUUGGAAAUAGAUGCUGCACUUGCAAGGCUAACAUUAUGCUACAGCACUUAAAAUCUAGAAAGCAUCAAAGAAAAUUGAAGGCAAUAUGGAUCAGUGGGUUAGUACAUAACACAGCAGUCUGCAGCACCAGAGGCUAAGAAAGGUCCCUUUUGAAAAGCAGCUGUUUGGAUAGCGACUCACUCAAUCAGCAAGGCACAAACAAACAACAAAAAAAUUAAUUGGAUGAGUAUAUUAACUCAUGUUUAAUUGGGAAAUGUUUUGAAUGGAGGUAAAGUGCCUGUGUCCUGCAGAACCCAUCAUCCUUGACCCUCUUUAUAGAAAAUGCACAAUGUAUGAGCCAUAUUUUGGUGGCUGUGAACCUUGAUGUUUAUGCAUUGAAAGCUCUGGAUUCAGAGCAGCUUUCAACGUGUGGAAAUGAGAUGACCUGCCAGGCUGAUGUUUUCACUCAGCUUCCUUUCCUCACCAUCAAGUACGCUGGAGAGCAGCACAUUCCCAGUUCAGUGCAGGAGCAGGGUUUGCAGAAGACUCCAACAAGAAGUUUGCAGUGUAACUAAAACUUUUAGGAUGUAGCUGUGAGUAAAUAAUUCAGCAGGCCUUGCUGUACAACACUCCUCCUCUUAGUGCUUACUACACUCGCAGCUCCUGCAAUUGGAUUAUGCAAAGGCUUGUCAACUCUUUGCUUAGCUGGGUGUACACAGGAGCUUUUCCAGCUUUUGGUGAAGCACAGGCAGUGCCAGGACAUGGAAGAGUCCUUCUUUCUCAUGCUGUUAAGUGUGUUUUCUGCAUGGGGUGACAAAGCCAUUGAACAGCCUCAUCUCAAUGCACAAGCAGCCCUCUUGUACCCAGUCCCUUACAGCACUGACCUAACCAUGUGAAUUCACUGGUUUUGGUGGGCUGGUUUUCACCAGCUUCAUGUUUUCAGGUUUGUUUGUGUUGUUUAUUCAAAAUAUGUAAGUAGCAGGAUAUUUUGCUUUGUUGGUUUUUCUUUUGCUUGGGAGGGGUAGUUUGUUUGUUUGUGUUAAAUUAUAGAUACAAAAUUGACCUGAACUGCCAGGCUGGGAUUUAUAUUCCUCUUCUGCUUCUCAGGGGAUUGCAGACCUUGAAUUCCACUGCUGAAAGCAGUUUCAGGUGGAGCUGUGUCCCAAGUGCCCAGCUGUGCACCACAUCACCAUUCCUUGUCCAGCACCUGUAAACCACCACAGAGGCUUUGUGGAGAGGCUCAGGGUGGGUCACAGUUCAGCUCCUGGCUCCUUUUUCUAUUUCUGUUGGUUUCCUUUGGCAAUUUCCUUCUGCUGUGAUUUUUAAAAGCACUUAGUGUAGGUCUAAGUGCUAUCAAAAAUCAAAUCUUCCCAUUGCCUUACCUGAAAAUAGUUAAGACUUAUUGGAGCAUAUUUGCUGGUUUGCCCUCAAAGUCUCCAGGAUUUCUUUUUUUCAUCUGUCUCCUGGUAAUUAUGCACACAUGUGAGCCAUCCAGAUCUUGGAGCAACAAAACCACACUUUCCCCAGUAACAUUUUCUAACUUCCACAGAAUCCCAGAAUCACUGAAGCUGGAAAAGACCUCCAAGAUCAUGGAUUCCAUUCUAUUUAGUGCUUAGAGGAUUCACUGGUUUUGCUGAGAAUGUGCAAUACUUUAAUAGCAGAGGGUGGGGAUGAAGAAAGCUUUUUACCACACAUUUUUAUUCCAAUGUACACUCUGAAAUGACAGUCUGGCAAUCCACAGCAGCUGUCAGUAACCUGCAAAUUAUUUCUGCCCUCCCUAGCAGAUGUCACAGUGGCUCUUGGCAAUACACUGUGACAUCCAGAGAUGACAAAGAUUAGAAUAUGGUGGAAGUUGUUAAACAAAAAUUGUAUAAAAUGUUCUUUCUUAGACAAAAAAAAAAAAAAUCCAACCCAAAAAAAAAAAAAAAAAAAAAAACAAAACAAAAAACCAAAAAAACCCACUAACCCCAAAGCAAAGAUGCCUGGCUUUCUGACAAAAGCCUACCUCCUUUUUUUUAAUUAUUAUUUUUCGCAGAUUACAAAAUGCUUUAGCUUCUGAACUCAGCUUUGCUUUAGUCUAAGAUAUAAGCUGCUUUUUAAAGUUAUUGAUGCUUGACCCAUGAAAUAGAAAAUUACACAUAAAAUGGAUUUUGAUCCCAGAUUUCCCAUGCUGGAAACAGAAUACUGUAAAGUGCACCAGCUAUCUAGAAGAGCUAGUAAAAAGAAAAUUAAGGUAAUUAUAGUAAUGGCUGGAACUUUUCAGUUGGAUUUUCAGUAUGGAUUUUCAGUUAUUUCCAGGUGUUUUCAAGUGGCAGAAAACUUUGAAUAAAGAGUCUUAAGAGUAUUUGGAGCAGAACUCUGAACUUCUGGGUUUGUCCCUUUCAAUGGUCUGAUUUGAAUAAAUUUGUAGCUGUGGAGCUUCUAACAAUAUGCAAGCAGCAUGUUCUUUACCAUUAAAACUUGGGUAUGUUUUGUUUUGUCUGUUUUAUUGAACCUGUUUGAUUAUUGAUUUUUCUUCAUAGUCUUUGAAUAAGCAGAAAAAUUGGAAAGAAACAAACCUGUGCUAGGGAGAAGUAUCUUAAAAUUCUUAAAUCUAAAGUUUCUUCUUUUUCUUUUUGUUGAGGAAAAGAAAGCAGGAAAUGUGCUGUUUCAGAAAUAGGCUGUAAAAAAAGGAAAAUAUAAAAACUUCUCAGGAAAGCACAUCCUCUGUUGAAUUAAAAGGAGAAUGGGAAUUCCCUUUCCCUCUUUACAUGAUCCUUUUACUGUGUCUGCAAGGUUAAGAGUACUUAAGUGACCCUUUCAAAGUCCUUUUCACUUCCUUAGGCCUUCAAAAUCAUCUCAGCACUUUGCAAAUGUUAAACUUUGUGCUCCAAAUGGACUAAGUUGCGGUUUUACAAGUUCAGCUCCUCAGGUACACAGCUGCUGGUGGAGGAAAGUCUCAUUGAUCUGCUGUGGGGGGAUUUUAAUAAAAAUAUUGUGUAGACUUGUGUGGGAAAAGCAAAAGUUUGGUUGGAAUACCUGCAACUGGUUUACACUAUUUAAUGGAUUAUUCUUAUAAUGAACAAAGCAGAAUCAGGCAUGAAAAGGCAUGAAUUUCAUGCAAACAUGAAUUUUGCAGUCCUUCCUGCCCAUCAUAUCUCACCUAAUAUUUUCUGGCUUUCUUCUUUGAAUGGAAGAGACUUUUAUGUUCUCUGCCUGGUGAAAACUGCAGUUCAAAAUUUAUGCAGGGUUUGCAAACAAGUAAAAGUUUUCUGUUUAAUCUUAUUUGAAUUCCUGCAGCUGUAAACCUCAACUUUUAGUGUCUGGAAUGGUAAUAAGUUCAAUAUAUAUAUAUAUAGAGAGAGAGAGAGAUGUAUAUUGGUAUGUAUAUUCAUGGGAGACUGUAUUAAAAUGUAAUGACACAAAUGUAAUUUUCACUUCAAUUUUGGAGAAUAAAGCAAACCCAUCUUCUGUCAGUCAGAGUUCUCCCACAUUGCCUGCCUCAGAGAAUGGGACUUGAAUUUUUCCAAUGAAAUUAGAAUGUCAUGGCCUUGACCUGAAUGGAAACAAAUGUUAAAAAAAUAUUUAUACAGAAGAUGCAAGAGUAUUCCAUGGGACUUCUCUGGCUGUUAAUUUGUGAGCAUUGUUAAUUCAGUAGCAAUAACCUCUAUCAGUGCAGCCUGAGUGUCAAUAUUCACACAUGCCAUUAUAUGCAUGAAAAAUGCUCCAUUUGCCUUUUUUUUUGCCCUCCUAACAUGCACGAUCAGUUUCAAGUAUAACACUCUCAAAUUUGUAUUAUAUUCAGCCAAUCCUGAUCUCAUUAUGUUGGACAAACACUGUACAGGAGGAAAGUGGAUCACAUAAAUGCUCCUAAUAUUAUUCAUGAAUUUUCCUACUGCAGUGUUUUGGAAAUAUGCUACAAAUAUUCUCCUAUAAAUUACUUUGUUUAAGUUCUGGUAUUGUAUUUCUGUGGGGGUUUUUUGGGUUUUUUUUGGUUCAUUACUAUUUAGAAGGUUUUAAUUCAUUGCUUCAGAUAAAAUUGAGUGCUUUACUAUUGCUGCUUGCUGUCUACCAUUGAUGGUGAUGCUCAUCCCACCUCUUUUUUUCAUUUUUAAUUUUUUAAAGCAUGCUUUGAAUCAGCCAAAAUUUAUAAUUGCUAAAUACUGUUCCAGCCACUGUAGGUAAAAUAGUUUUGACUCCCUCUUGUCAUCUGAUGUAAAACUGUUUGCACCUGGUGGUUGCUGUUGGGUGUAAAAUAUGCCCAAAAUAUGGAACUAGAAAUAUAGAGAUUUUUUUAGUAAACAUAUUAAUAAAUAAUUAAAAAAUAACAUUAUAUAUGUGAAAUGUAUAGGUUAGAAACAUAUGAAGUAUUGCAUGUGGCCCACAUAGGGUAAAGGAGAGCUGCUGGUAACUCUUUUUUAUUAAUCUCUCAUUGUUGGUGUUUAUUUCUUUUGACUAUGCUGAGACUUGUGAACUGGACUUUUGGAUGUUUAAGGUAUAACAGUCUUCAUUUUGAUACAAAAUUGCUGUGGGUGCUGAAUUUCCUCUUUUCCAUCUGGUCCUGGUUUUGACUUCUGUUCACUAAAGUUAUUAAAAUUCUUGUGCAUGAAUAAUAAAUUAAAUAAAUUAAAAAAUCA